Messenger RNA from Dinoponera quadriceps, 704 nucleotides. RefSeq lists its product as uncharacterized. The transcript has 2 exons. The record is from RefSeq and is a predicted model, not a curated record. The coding region runs from base 79 to 567 and encodes 162 amino acids. NCBI's taxonomy places the organism in Eukaryota, Metazoa, Arthropoda, Insecta, Hymenoptera, Formicidae.
GGCCGACUCCACCGCCCCUGUAAGGAGGCGCGAUACCGCGCGCCCUCCGCUCCAGGAGUCGACCGACGCGAGCACUCCAUGUGCGGCAACCACCGCGAACCGCAUACCGCGACUCGCGUACCGCGACCCGCGUACCGUGACGCCGAGUUUAGCAGGUACAUUCCACCGUGGCACUCCGAUGCGAAACCGUCAGAUUUAAACGCCGCGACAACAUCAACAGACCGCGCCAAAAUGUCAAUACCGCGCCCGCUCACCGCUAACACCGCGAGCUGCACGGGCCGAGCGUCACAGCUGUUCCCGAUAAGUUCCGGGAAAACGAAUCAAACGAGCCGACGUCACCGCGUCAACACGGGAUUCCGUCACCAAUAUUCGCUCACUCACUCACUCGCUCGCUCACUCGCUCCUAUACCUACACUCGCACCUAUAAGAACGCCUGGACAUCCGGCGAGCUACACCAGGGCAGACACCGCUACUGAACACGGACAUCCCGUGUUACCGAAACGACCACCCCGCCGGCCGGGGCGGGACGAACGUCCACCAACCGACAGGGCCCGGGUCACACACUAAUUGUCAAUGUCACUGUCAGAUACAAAUAAAAUUACUUCUAUUCUACGGACAUACAACUGUCAGUGUCAUACAAGUGUUGCCAGAAAAAGAAAUAAAUUUUCCCAUUUAAUAAAUCCGUUCCACUACACAUAAAUGGA